GACAGCGCGCGUCUGCCACGACGCAGGAAGGCCGCCUCAUUGGUCCGCGCAGUCGGGCUCCUGAGGCUUUUCUCUUUAGCACUCAGGGCGCUGACCCACUUUUAUUCCUCUAAGUGAGUGCUCGAUUUCUUCCGGCGCCCGGAGCUGCUAGCCUAAAGGCAUCCUGACGGAGCUAGACCGGGCACCAUGACCACCCUUGAUGAUAAGUUGCUGGGGGAGAAACUGCAGUACUACUACAGCAGCAGUGAGGAUGAGGACAGUGACCAUGAGGACAAGGACCGAGGCAGAGGCGCCCCAGCCAGCAGUUCUGUGCCUGUAGAGGCUGAGCUGGCAGGCGAAGGCAUCUCAGUUAACACAGGCCCAAAAGGUGUGAUUAAUGACUGGCGCCGCUUCAAGCAGUUGGAGACAGAGCAGAGGGAGGAGCAGUGCCGGGAGAUGGAAAGGCUGAUCAAGAAGCUAUCAAUGACUUGCAGGUCCCAUCUGGAUGAAGAGGAGGAGCAACAGAAACAGAAGGACCUCCAGGAGAAGAUCAGUGGGAAGAUGACUCUGAAGGAGUUUACCAUGAUGAAUGAGGACCAAGAUGAUGAAGAGUUUCUGCAGCAGUACCGGAAGCAGAGAAUGGAAGAGAUGCGGCAGCAGCUUCACAAGGGGCCCCAAUUCAAGCAGGUUUUCGAGAUCCCCAGUGGAGAAGGGUUUUUAGACAUGAUUGAUAAAGAACAGAAAAGCACUGUCAUCAUGGUUCAUAUUUAUGAGGAUGGCAUUCCGGGGACCGAAGCCAUGAAUGGGUGCAUGAUCUGCCUUGCCACAGAGUACCCAGCUGUCAAGUUCUGCAGAGUGAAGAGCUCAGUUAUUGGCGCCAGCAGUCGCUUCACCAGGAACGCCCUUCCUGCCCUGCUGAUCUAUAAGGGGGGUGAAUUGAUUGGCAAUUUUGUUCGUGUUACUGACCAGCUAGGGGAAGAUUUCUUUGCUGUGGACCUUGAAGCUUUUCUUCAGGAAUUUGGAUUACUCCCAGAAAAGGAAGUCUUGGUGCUGACAUCUGUGCGUAACUCUGCCACCUGUCACAGUGAGGAUAGUGAUCUGGAAAUAGAUUGAACUGAUAGUCUGGUUCCAUAGAUCUCUCAUUGUUUGGGUUGGAAUAUACAUGUCAUUGUUUAUUUUUGUUCCUCCUUUGUCUUCUGGCUUUUCAGCUGUUCUUUGUAGUCCCUUUUAUUUUGUGUAAAACCAAGAGAUUCUUAGAUUAAA
This is a messenger RNA of Callithrix jacchus (white-tufted-ear marmoset), 1242 nucleotides long. It is a transcript of the gene PDCL, whose product is annotated as phosducin like. Gene Ontology annotation, cellular component: cytoplasm. NCBI's taxonomy places the organism in Eukaryota, Metazoa, Chordata, Mammalia, Primates, Cebidae. Gene Ontology annotation, biological process: regulation of G protein-coupled receptor signaling pathway; heterotrimeric G-protein complex assembly. The record is from RefSeq and is a predicted model, not a curated record.